AUGAAUUUUGAAAAUAGAUGGGUCUUGAGAUCCGCUCUGAACUUCGCAAGUGAUGGAGAAGUAGUCAGAGAAGUAGGAAGAGAGUUCCAGAGAAAAGGACCAGAAAAAGCAAAAGCAGAUUUGGCAAAAGAGUGUUUAACACGAGUUAAGAAAAAGCGGGAAGAAGAAGACGAUCGUAAACCGGGGCAUUUAGAAGGAUUAGGUUUAAGACACAUAGAGUCAGACCAAGCGAUAAUUGAAGAAAGACAUAGAGAUAAAUUAGGAAGAACACUAUUGAGAUUAGAUGAAGGAAAAGAAGUAUAA
Helobdella robusta is the source of this 303-nucleotide messenger RNA. RefSeq lists its product as hypothetical. The record is from RefSeq and is a predicted model, not a curated record. NCBI's taxonomy places the organism in Eukaryota, Metazoa, Annelida, Clitellata, Rhynchobdellida, Glossiphoniidae. The coding region runs from base 1 to 303 and encodes 100 amino acids. The transcript is spliced from 2 exons.